Rattus rattus (black rat) is the source of this 648-nucleotide messenger RNA. Its product is annotated as cytochrome P450 3A2-like. Gene Ontology annotation, molecular function: iron ion binding; testosterone 6-beta-hydroxylase activity; heme binding. NCBI's taxonomy places the organism in Eukaryota, Metazoa, Chordata, Mammalia, Rodentia, Muridae. Bases 1 to 648 code for a protein of 215 amino acids. The transcript is spliced from 7 exons. Gene Ontology annotation, biological process: oxidative demethylation; steroid metabolic process. The record is from RefSeq and is a predicted model, not a curated record.
AUGGACCUGGUUUCAGCUCUCUCACUGGAAACCUGGGUCCUCCUAGCAAUCAUCCUUGUGCUCUUCUACCGAUUUGGGACCCGUACACAUGGAAUUUUUAAGAAACAGGGAAUUCCUGGGCCAAAACCUCUGCCUUUUUUAGGCACUGUGCUGAAUUACUUCAGGGGCUUAUGGAAAUUCGACAUGGAGUGCUAUAAAAAGUAUGGGAAAAUAUGGGGGUUGUUCGAUGGUCAAACGCCUCUGUUUGCCAUCAUGGACACAGAAAUGAUCAAGAAUGUGCUAGUGAAGGAAUGCUUUUCUGUCUUCACAAACCAGCGGAUGUUCCCCAUCAUCGAACACUAUGGAGACAUUUUGGUAAAGUACUUGAAGCAAAAGGCAGAGAAAGGCAAGCCCCUCGCUAUGAAAGAAGUGUUUGGUGCCUACAGCAUGAAUGUUAUUACCAGUACAUCAUUUGGAGUUAACAUCAAUUCCAUCAACAACCCAAAGGAUCCUUUUGUGGAGAAAGUCAAGAAAUUCCAAAGAUUUGACUUUUUUGAUCCGUUGUUCUUGUCAAUACCUCUGAAAUUAAGUAGACAGAGACUUUGUGGACCAGAAAAACCCAUUGUUCUUAAGGUUGUGCCACGGGAUGCAGUCAUAACUGGAGCAUGA